AUGUUUUGGUCCUUGCGGCUGCACACUCCAUAUUUUUUCCCGUCGUCAAUUUCGGGUUCUCAGUGGACACGAGUUCAAGAAGCGAAGAAGGUCUUGCACGCCACAACUGGUCUUGCGGUCGGCGUCAAAAGACUGUCCACGUUUCGGAAAGAAUCGUCAACGGCACUGAAGCCAAGCAUGGUGAUUGGCCAUGGGUUGUUGGGCUCUACAACAAGAGCUCAUGCACACAUCUGCGGAGGGGUGCUCAUCAGUGAACGGGUAGUCUUGACUGCAGCCCAUUGCGUUAUGGAUCUCCAAGCCGAUACUAUUAUGGUCUUCCUCGGCACUUCAAAAAAACCCAAGAGUGACUUUCCCCAGUCCCUUGCGAUAUCGUGGAGUAAUGAAUCUUAUUAUGACUACGAAUUCGGGAACAACACAUAUGCUUAUGUUGACGAUGCUAAGACUUCUCAAGAUAAGCAACAUGUUGAUCUGCAAGAUCCCAAAGGCGUACAUAUGGAAGUGGAAGACAUAUGCGUGGCACUUCAAGACAGCGAUUGUACAGCGAUGCCCAGGAACAUCGCUAUAUUAAAGUUGAAGGAGAGUGUAACAUUCACCGACUACAUACAACCGAUAUGUCUUCCUGAGGAGUGCGAAGAACCUCCUUAUGACGCUACAAUUUACGUAGCAGGCUGGGGAAGAGCCAUUGAAAAAAUGGAGCUGGAGUCUUACGAUGAUUAUUCAAGCUCGUACCAAGACGGGGAAAGUGAGAACGACUAUACGGAGGUCUCCGCAAAUAAGACUUGGCAGUUUGUCCAGACCCUGUCGGAGAACCUAAUGCAAGCGCAAGUGAAAUAUAUUUCACUCGAGGAAUGCAGGAAGAUAAGUAAUCGCAGCCUGCCCAAUUACACUGUUUGUUCUAAGCUGGAGGAGGGAGGUAUAUGUCACGGAGACAGCGGGGCCCCCUUGAUGUUUCAGAAGUGUGGGCAAUGGUUCCUUGAUGCCCUUGGAGUGUCAUCAACCCAGGAUUGCAUCUACGACGAGGAUCCGUAUCCGUACCAUUAUAUCAGAGUGUCCUACUUCAUACAAACGUUUAUUGAACCCUAUCUGCGUUCCUUACGCCAAACAGGUGGAGACACAAGUUCAUUGUGCGCCAACAGAUCUGCACUACAGGAAUGCUUCCAACAAUUUUUCGAGGACGAAAAAAAUGUCAAGUACAACCGAAAUAAGAAACACGCCUCAUGA
Molecule: messenger RNA, 1221 nt
Organism: Ixodes scapularis (black-legged tick)
Lineage: Eukaryota; Metazoa; Arthropoda; Arachnida; Ixodida; Ixodidae
Product: CLIP domain-containing serine protease B15-like
Biological process (GO): proteolysis
Molecular function (GO): serine-type endopeptidase activity
Source: RefSeq, a predicted model, not a curated record